Molecule: messenger RNA, 929 nt
Organism: Microplitis demolitor
Lineage: Eukaryota; Metazoa; Arthropoda; Insecta; Hymenoptera; Braconidae
Gene: ND-24
Product: NADH dehydrogenase [ubiquinone] flavoprotein 2, mitochondrial
Exons: 4
Coding region: 112-843 (243 amino acids)
Biological process (GO): mitochondrial electron transport, NADH to ubiquinone
Molecular function (GO): NADH dehydrogenase activity
Source: RefSeq, a predicted model, not a curated record
UCUACCAGAAUAAAAUAAUCAGUGUUAUGUUGAUUGUUGAAGAGAUUGCAUAUUAUUGUUUAACAAAAUUCUUGUUUACAACAUAAAUUAAAUACAAUUAUCAAUAUAAAAAUGUUUGUUACGUUAGGGAAAAUAUGCAAUGCAACCGCACUGAGAAAUAUUAGACAGAUUCAAACCUCAGCUUUUCGUGCAUCCGAUCAUCUUUUUGUCCAUCGUGAUUCAGAGCAAGAUAAUCCCAGCAUCCCAUUUGAAUUUAAUGAUGCUAAUAAAAAACGAGUGGAAGCAAUUCUUGGAAUUUAUCCAGAAGGUCACAAACGCGGCGCAAUGAUUCCUCUGCUAGAUCUAGCUCAGCGUCAACAUGGAUGGUUACCAAUAUCUGCUAUGCACAAAGUUGCUGAGAUUUUAAAUGUAUCAAACAUGAGAGUCUAUGAAGUUGCAACAUUCUACACGAUGUUCAAUCGUCGACCAAUGGGAAAAUAUCACGUACAAAUUUGUACAUGUACUCCAUGCUGGCUACGUGAUUCCGAUUCAAUCGUUGAAGCUGUAGAAGCAGCAACUAACUGUAAACUCGGUGGUACAUCUGCUGAUAAAUUAUUUACUCUUUCGGAAGUUGAAUGUCUUGGAGCUUGUGCUAAUGCUCCAAUGCUACAAGUUAAUGAUGACUACUAUGAGGAUUUAACAGCAGAAACAACAAAAGAAAUAAUAAAUAAAUUAAAAGCUGGUGAACGACCACCGCCAGGUCCACAAAAAUCUCAACGAUUUGCAGCAGAUCCAGCUGGUGGGCUUACGUCAUUAACAGCACCACCACCUGGACCUGGUGAUUUUGUACGAAGUGAUUUGUAAUAAAUAAUCAAUUAGAUUAUAAAAAAGUUAGUCUACUUUAUUAUAUUACAUAUAUAGGUAUCUAUAAAAAACAACAUUUAUCAAUA